Molecule: messenger RNA, 1872 nt
Organism: Fusarium vanettenii 77-13-4
Lineage: Eukaryota; Fungi; Ascomycota; Sordariomycetes; Hypocreales; Nectriaceae
Exons: 2
Coding region: 1-1872 (623 amino acids)
Source: RefSeq, a predicted model, not a curated record
AUGUCGGGCCAGAGAGUCACCUCUGUUGAUACAGAGGGUGACCUCGGCGAGGAUGCCAGAAGCUCCCUCCAGCGAUUACCCGAAGGGAGUGUUGAAACGCCAAGCGGCAACUCAUUGUCCACUCAAGGGAUAUUUGCGACUCCGGAAAACGACUCUUUUCACCAAUUAUACACCUACAGCGACUUGGACUCGACAGCGCAAGAUAUCAGAUUGAUCCACGUCUUCCAAGAUGAGCACUGUGAUCUGAUUCAGUGCGAGUUCCUCCCACAGUCAAGCCUUCAGGAAGCCAUCGGAAGUUACCACACCCUGUCUUAUUGUGCGGGAGACCCGUUAGAGACAGAGACCGUCCUCUUGCAAGGUAUCAAGUUCAAUGUGUUCGCCAACUUGAAACAUGCCCUAGAGAAGACUCUAUCAGUCUGGAAGUCCAAGUAUCCAGAAGAAGAAUGCGUCCUCUGGGUCGAUCAAAUAUGCAUCAAUCAGCGGAGCGAUGCUGAACGAUCGCAUCAGGUCGGCCUCAUGCGGGAUAUUUACACCAACUCCCGAAGGACAUUUAUCUCCCUUUCAACCGCUGAUUCAAGUGAGACUAGUUCUAACGGCAUGGAUUGGUUGAAGGAGCUUGCCGAAGCCUAUCAACCGUCAGGCGAAUUCCCGACUCGGGAAGACCAGCUUCGGGAUAUCUUGGAAAGGAAUAUUCCAAAUUCCAGUUUUUUGGAAGGCUGGACUUCUUUUUAUGACCUUGUCCAGUGCCCUUGGUGGAGACGCGCCUGGAUUCACCAAGAGUUCAUAUGCUCACCCAGCGUCAUUUUCAUGUACCACGACAGCACUAUUUUCUCUGCACAUACUUUGUCUCUGUCUUUUCUCCUCUUUCUCCGUCAGACCUUGCAGAGUUCUCAGAUAACUGCCUAUCUCGACUGCUUGGGGAGAGCACGGCCAGAGGAAACUAGACUGACGAACGGAGAUGGAAAUCCCCUGAGAGAGGUGCGCGAGAGAAAUACUCGGGCGUUAGACUCGCUCAAAGCCAUAGAGCUGCUACUAAACGCCAAUGAGUCGUGGAAGGGUGACGAAGACCUUAAGAAGGUCUUGGCCAGAUCUCGACACUGCAGAAGCUCUGAUCCCAGAGAUCGCAUCUUUGCUUUCCUAGGACUCGCGCACCCUGGAUAUGGUAUCGAAGCCGACUACAGCAAAUCCAACACCCUCGAUGCUGCCAUCACCCAUACGGCCAAGAAGAUUCUCGGGUUUGACCGACACUUGGAGGUACUGGCAUUUUCCGUCAGAGUGGCCAAGACAAGGCCAAACGUCUUACCGUCUUGGGUGCCAGAUUGGGCGUCGACUGAGAUUCUAGAGCAUGGCCACUUCGCACCGCUUCCAGGGCUAGACAAGCAGUUCCAGAACGACGCCGUCGGUUCAUUAGUCAUUCAUACUCCCACUGACGACAGUAAUUUCGUCCUACAAGUCCAGGGCCUACAGAUAGAUACCUUGGAUCGAAAUUGGCUGACAUGGAUGGAACGUCUUUCCAACUGGGACUUUGUGACAGCCCAGGGUUACACAGUCAGAUGCAGACCUUUUGCGCGAGAUGGAGACGAGCUCUGGAUACUUAUGGGUUCAAAGUGGCCUUUUAUUCUUCGGCCAUGCGAUGGAGGAUACAUGGUGGUGACAACGAGCCAGGACCCGUGUCUCAUUCAGGGCGCAGUGCAACUAAGCCGAUUUUGCAACUCGCUCCACCAACAAUCCACCACCAAAUGGAUCACCACACCUCAACAACAGCGUAAUUGGUUUAGUGGUAAAAUUCUCCGUUGCCAUUCGAGCAACGUCGGGGAGCCCUGGGUUCGAUUCCCAGAUUACGCAUUAGCUGCCUUGUAUGAGGCGUGGUGA